AUGGCUAAUGGUGAAAUGAGCUGCAUAAUGAAGAAUGCACGUUUUAUCAUAGUGCUCUUCAAUAUUGUACUUUUCUUGAUUGGUGCGGCACUUCUUUUAGGUUGGAUCUACCUCAUGAUUGAUCCAAGAUUUCGACAAAUCAAAAACAUUUUACCAAUUAGUAUUAAUUCUAAUGUUGAAAAUAGUUUAUCAUAUCUUGAACUAAUGGCUAUUUCUACGAUUAUCCUUGGUUUUCUUCUUUUAAUCAUUGGAUGUUUCGGAUGUUGUGGUGCAAAGAAACAAGUUAAAUUGUUUCUUACAUCCUAUGCAAUCAUUGUUGGAGUUAUGAUUCUUUUUGAAGUGACUAUAACAAUCUAUUUCGUUAUCUUUCCAGAUAAAUUUGAAGGACAAUUGGUACCAAAAUUACAAAGAUUAAUUCAAAACAUAUAUGAAGGGCCAUACCCGUUACUCAAAAAUAGAAUUCCGGAACCAUCGUCGUUUUCAGUUGCUUGGGAUUUAGUCAUGUACAAUUUGCAAUGCUGUGGUGUCAAGAACAAGACUGAAUUUCUCAAUCGUAAUGGUAAAUGGGAUCGGACGAAUCCAUGGUAUAAUAGUGCAAUUAUAUCGCCUGAAGCUGCAAAGUUCACUUAUCCGUUGACGUGCUGCCCAUUGGAUGGUGUUCUGAAGCCAAACUGGGAAUUUUUGCCUCUCCGGUAUUUCCCAACCCUUGCGCCAUGUGCUAUCCAUGGAACUGGCACUUAUGAUGUGGUGAGUUUGUUUAUUGUAGUACGCAUGAAGGCAUGGGCAGCACAAGCUCAACUUUUUACGGAAAGCAAUAAGCUUUAG
This is a messenger RNA of Rotaria sp. Silwood2, 825 nucleotides long. The record is from the annotation of a GenBank genome assembly. Lineage: Eukaryota; Metazoa; Rotifera; Eurotatoria; Philodinida; Philodinidae.